This is a messenger RNA of Oncorhynchus masou masou (cherry salmon), 3793 nucleotides long. Its product is annotated as tetraspanin-16-like. The transcript is spliced from 7 exons. The coding region runs from base 2831 to 3649 and encodes 272 amino acids. The record is from RefSeq and is a predicted model, not a curated record. Gene Ontology annotation, cellular component: plasma membrane. NCBI's taxonomy places the organism in Eukaryota, Metazoa, Chordata, Actinopteri, Salmoniformes, Salmonidae.
CUCUUUUUAAAUCCCUGCUGAAGACAAGACUUUUAUGAAGAUACAUUAAAAGCAUGAUUUUAAUUAGCUAUUAGCUAAUGGCUAUUUUUUUAAUUCUCCUUCCUCCUGUCUUUGUUAGUAAUUUUAUGAUAUGAAGCACUUUUACUUGAAAUUGACAGCCUGGUCUCAGACUAGAUGUAACAUAGUAAAUGUAAAUCUGUGAAAUGCAAAAUAGUAUGAUAUGUUACUUUUGGUAUGGUUACAUAACAGAUGGUUAAUUAAAUGAAAGCAAAGUGGUUGACUGGGUGGGCGUAUAAGGCGAACGUCUAGCAACCCAAAGGUUGAGAGUUUGAACCUCAUCACGGACAACUUUAGAAACUGCUUACUACUUUUUUGCUACUUUGCAACUACUUAACAUGCUAGCUAACCCUUCCCCUAACCCUUUUAGCUAACCAUAACCAUUUUAGCUAACCAUUUCCCUGACCUUAACCCUAACCCCAAGCCUAGCUAACAUUAGCCAGCUAGCUAAAGUUAGCCACCUAGCUAUAUUUUGUAACAUACUGUAUGUUUUAUUGUAAUUUGUAACAUAUCAUACAAAAUGGGUGGUGAACAUCCUUAAAUUAAUACAUACCCUACAAAACGUAACACAUCAUACUAUAUACAGUGUCUUUCGAAAGUAUUCAGACCCCUUGACUUUUUCCACAUUUUGUUACGUUACUGGUUUAUUCUAAAAUGUAUUAAAUUGCUUUCCUCCCUCAAUCUACACACAGUACCCCAUAAUGACAAAGCAAAAAUAUUUAUAAAAACUGAUAUGCCAUUUACAUAAGUAUUCAGACCCUUUACUGAGUACUUUGUUGAAGCACCUUUGGCAGCGAUUACAGCAUCGAGUCUUCUUGGGUAUGACGCUACAAGCUUGGCACACCUGUAUUUGGGGAGUUUCUCCCAUUCUUCUCUGCAGAUCCUCUCAAGCUCUGUCAAGUUAGAUGGGGAGCAUUGCUGCACAGCUAUUUUCAGGUCUCCCCAGAGACUUUCGAUCGGGUUCAAGUCCGGCUCUGGCUUGGCCACUCAAGGACAUUCAGAGACUUGUCCCGAAGCCAGUCCUAUGUUGUCUUGGCUGUGUGUUUAGGGUUGCUGUCCUGUUGGAAGGUGAACCAUUGCCCCAGUCUGAGGUCCCGAGCGCUCUGGAGCAGGUUUUCAUCAAGGAUCUCUCUGUACUUUGCACCGUUCAUCUUUCCCUCAUACCUGACUAGUCUCCCAGUACCUUCCACUGAAAAAGAUCCCCACAGCAUGAUGCUGUCACCACCAUGCUUCACCGUUGGGAUGGUGCCAGGUUUCCUCCAGAUGUGAAGCUUGGCAUUAAGGCCAAAGAGUUCAAUCUUGGCUUCAUCAGACCAGAAAAUCUUGUUUCUCAUGGUCUGAGAGUCCUUUAGGUGCCUUUGGGCAAACUCCAAGCGGGCUGUCAUGUGCCUUUUCAUGAGGAGUGGCUCCUGUCUGGCCACUCUACUAUAAAGGCCUGAUUGGUGGAGUGCUGCAAAGAUGGUUGUCCUUCUGGAAGGUUUUCCCAUCUCCACAUAGGAACUCUGGUGCUCUGACAGAUUGACCAUCAGGUUCUUGGACAUCUCCCUGACCAAGGCCCUUCCCCCCCGAUUGCUCAGUUUGGCCAGGUGGCCAACUCUAGGAAGAGUCUCUGUGGUUCCAAACUUCUUCCAUUUAAGAAUGAUGGAGGCCACUGUGUUCUUGUGGACCUUCAAGGCUGCAGACAUUUUUUGAUAUCCUUCCCCAGAUCUGUGCCUUGGCACAACCCUGUCUCAGAGGUCUACGGACAAUUCCUUCGACCUCAUGGCUUGGCUUUUGCUCUGACAUGCACUGUCAACUGUGGGACCUUAUUUACACAGGUGUGUGCCUUUCCAAAUCAUGUACAAUCAAUUGAAUUUACCACAGGUGGUUUCCAAACAAGUUGUAGAAGCAUCUCAAGGAUGAUCAAUGGAAAUAGGAUCCAUUUCGAGUCUCAUAGAAAAUAUGCUGAAUACUUAAGUAAAUAAGGUAUUUGCUUUUUAUUUUAAAUACACUUGCUAACAUUUCUAAAAACCUGUUUUCGCUUUGUCAUUAUGGGAUAUUGUGUGUAGAUUGCUGAGGGGAUAAAAAAUAUAUAUUUUUGAAUAAGGCUAACGUAACAAAAUGUGGAAAAAGUCAAGGGGUCUGAAUACUUUCCGAUGGGCUGUAGAGUGUCAUAGAUUUCCAUACAGAAUAAUAUGAAAUGCUCUGAGACAAGGUUGCUAUUGAAAAGCACAAUAGAAAUAAAGUUAACGUUGUAUCCUCGAGCUACAUCUAUUGUUACAAAAUGUUAAUAAGUGACACCUCUGAUUAUGACCUUAUGAACUGCGUUGCCCUGGGAAACGGAUGCGCAUUGUCAUGAAGGUUCGUGCUCCUGUCAAAAGAAGAUACCGAUAGCAAGUUAGCUUGUCAGCUGGGCUAGCUAAAUACCACUUGUAGCCUACAAAAAGGUAAUUAAGAAUGCAAGUGCAACUCAUUAAUUUGUCAAUUAUUGAACAGCUAAUAAGGAAUUUCAUAACUUUUAGCUUUUGCCUUUGGCCAAUUUUAUAGUUUUUCUGGUCAUUAUUAAAGCAAGGGUGAUACAGUAGCUAGCUAGCUAACGUUAUUUAACUAGCUAAAAAUGCAAAUUUUUCAAAAUGAAUAUGAAAUAUCCAAGCCUAUAGUAACUAGUUAACUUCUAGCUAACUUUGGAUAACAUUAUUUUUGCAUGUAAUGAGUGUUUGUCAUGUCAAUGAUGGAUAACAAUUCAACAACAACGUUGAGUAUUGAACAUUUCCAGAUUGUUGGUCUAUGAAAAAUGUUAACCUGUAUGUAUGGUUUCCGUAGAUUGAACCAACCGGUUCAUGACAUUACAGCGCUGUCAGCCAUGUCCAGACUACAUCACCUGUAUGGCCUGUUGAGGUACCUGAUGAUGUCACUCAGUGGCUUCAUAUUUGUGAGUGGCCUUGUGCUGUUUGGCCUAGGCGUGUGGAUUAGGUACGGGGCGGCCACCUUUGUCCAGGUGAUGGGCUCUUUCUCGGCACAGCUGGUGACCAUCAGCUAUGUGUGUAUGUGCCUGGGGGCCAUCCUGUCUCUGCUGGGGUUCAUUGGCUGCUACGGGGCCUGGAGCGAGAACCGCUGCCUCAUCUUGCUGUAUUUCUUCAUCGUGUCCAUGAUGUUUACAGCUGAGGUUACUGGGGUUAUUUUCAUCUUGGUGUACAAAGAUCUGGUGGAGGUUAUGAUUCGUGGAGCCAGUAAGGACUCUUUACGGAUGUCCUAUAUGGGACCAACGGCUUCAGACCCCAUAUCAACAGCCUGGAACACCAUCAUGGUCCAUUACAAGUGCUGUGGCUUUGACAACUCCACGGAUGACUUCAAGAACUCCGCGUUCAGUGCUAACACUGGCCUGUUGUACCCCAAGACGUGCUGUGUUGACCUGACGAGCACCGCCUGCGACGGCCUCGACACCACCCAGGGCCUGAUACACCCAAAGAGCUGCAUUAACAAACUGAUCAAUGUGAUCCGGGACCAGAGCGUCAUCUUUGGCUCCACUGCUUCUGGGAUCUGUGUCAUGGAGUUGGCGUCCAUGAUGGUGUCAGCAGUGUUGUUCGUCAGACUAGGCAACACCUAUUAUUAGACCAGCAGCAACACAGACAACAGAGCCUGACCCAGGCAUGGUAGGUCAACCAGACCAGAGACAACACCAUAAUAAAUGAGACUUGCAGAUGAAGCCUCCUUGUCAGUAGACUGUGGUUAUUGUGGUGCUUAGGGUUUAUGGUAG